GUGUGUUCCUGCGCAGCUGCCUGUUCCUGAGCCGUGUGUGUGAAGAGAGAGAGGGAGAGAGGGGGACGGAAGAGAGUGUUUGGAACAGCAGAGCGGCUCUGGGCUGAAUUCAGCCAUGUCAGAUUUUAUCGACACCAAACAAACAAUGAGAAACUGAGGAACUAUGGCUAUGUCACUGAGUGCGGAUGAUGAGGAUUACGAUUCAGAAUCUGAACAGCAACGGGCAGCCAAUCGGCCAAAGCCCAAGAUGGGGACGCCAGCUGCCGUCAAGUUGCCGUCCAAUCGCAGCUCGUCCGGUGCGAGGCGCCGGCGGACACGCUGUCGGAAGUGCGAGGCAUGCCUGAGGACCGAAUGCGGCGAGUGUCACUUCUGCAAAGACAUGAAGAAGUUUGGAGGUCCGGGUCGCAUGAAGCAGUCAUGUAUCAUGAGGCAGUGCAUCGCGCCGGUUCUUCCCCACACGGCCGUGUGUGUGGUGUGUGGAGAGGCAGGCAAGGAGGACACACAGGAGGAAGAAGAGGACAAGUUCAAUGUCAUGCUCAUGGAGUGCUCCAUCUGCAAUGAGAUAGUUCAUCCCAACUGUCUCAAGGUUAAAGAUACUUCGGGCGUGGUGAACGAAGAGCUCCCUAACUGUUGGGAGUGUCCCAAAUGCAAUUAUGCCGGGAAAACAACUGGAAAACUGCUGGUCCGACGACCUCCCUUCCGAUAGGCAAAAGGUAUAAAGUUGUCUUGCCCCUUUUUCUCCUUUUGGUCUGCAAGCAAAAAAGAGGUCCAGGGUUCAAGUACGCCUCCAACCUCCCAGGCUCCCUGCUGAGGGAGCAGAAGGCCGCCAAGGAGGAGGCGGACGCGGGGGGCUCGGUCCGGAGGCGGGAGGAGACCCCCAGGCACCGUCUGGAGGAACCCGUCGGCCGUCAGCCGCCUCUCCUGUCGCCCAGCUGCUUGCCUCGGCCCCGACUGGAGGACAAACUAAGGAAGAAGAGGAAGCUGUUCGACGACGACGAGGAAGAGGACCUCGGCGUGAGGAAGAAGGGCAAGUCAGCUGAUCCUCUCUUCCCCAAACUUCUCCAUCAAAUCAAGACGGAGGAAGAGGACCAAGAGGAGGAGGAGGAAGAGGAGGAGGAGGAUGAGGAGGAGCGGGAACCUUUCUACCGGCGUGUCCUCGAAAGGGACGAGGCCGACGACGAAGAGGACACCAAGGCCGACCUGCCGAGUCCCCACCUCAAGACGCCUUUCCUGGACAGCGACCAGUCGCACUGCAGCUCUCCCCGGGCGGGGCCCAGUAGCGAGGGAGGCAGCGAGACCCAGGAGAAGGGCCCGCGGCCCAAAGCCCGGCGCAAGCGCCGCAUUCCCAACAAGGAGCUGAGCAAGGAGCUGAGCAAAGCCCUCAACCAGGAGAUCCAGAAGACCGAGGAGUCCCUGGCCAAUGAGAACCGCCAGCCCCUCAAGGAGGAGCCAGAGAGCGAGAACGAGGAGCCCAAGAGGCCCUUCCGGAACGGCGGCGGCGACCUGGGAGGAGAGCGGCCCCACCUCAGGACCAGGGAGAUGAACGGGACCCCCUGGGAGCUGCGCCACUUCUACCCCAGUCAGAUCACCCCUCUGGGCUUCAACAGGAGCUCCCCCGCCACCCGGCCCCUGCCCCCGCGCUCCCCGCCCAAGUGUGUCCAAAUGGAGAGACACGUCAUCCGCCCGCCCCCCAUCAGCCCCCCUCCGGACAGGCUGCCCCUCACGGACGGCAAGACCCACGCCAUGCAGCGGGAGGUUUGGAUGAAGAUCUUCGGGUACCUCCCUCACAAGGAGCUGUGUGUCAACAUGCGGGUCUGCAAGACCUGGAACAGAUGGUGCUGUGACAAGAGGCUGUGGACCCGGAUCGACCUGAAUCGCUGUAAGGCCAUCUCUCCGCUCAUGCUCAGUGGCAUCAUCCGCAGACAGCCCAUCUCUCUGGAUCUCAGCUGGACCAACAUCUCCAAGAAACAGCUCAGCUGGCUCAUCAACCGAUUACCAGGUCUGAGGGUGCUGCUGCUGUCGGGCUGCUCCUGGGUGGCCGUGUCGGCCCUGUGCACCUCCAGCUGCCCUCCGCUCCGCACCCUGGACGUCCAGUGGGUGGAGGGGCUCAAAGACGCCCAGAUGAGAGACCUGCUUUCCCCCCCGACAGACAACAGACCAGGUCAGAUGGACAACCGCUGUAAGCUGAGGAACAUAGUGGACCUGCGUCUGGCUGGCCUGGACAUCACAGACGCGUCUCUGCGUCUCAUCAUCCGACACAUGCCUUCGCUCUCCAGCCUGGACCUCAGCUACUGUAACCACGUCAACGACCAGUCGGUCAACCUGCUGACGGCGGCGGGAACCACCACCAGAGACUCCCUCACGUCAGUCAACCUGUCAGUGUGUAACAGGGUGACAGACCACUCCCUCACCUUUUUCAAGCGCUGCGGAAGCAUCUGUCAAAUAGACCUCCGCUACUGCAAACAGGUGACCAAGACAGCCUGCGAACGCUUCAUAGCAGAGAUGUCUGUGAGUGUGCAGUUCGGACUGAAGGAAGACAAAUUGCUGCAGAAGCUCAGCUAGUUUUCUAGGAGAACUAGGGCUGUGGUCCAAAUGUACACGCAAACAAAAGACUAACUAAAUGCACUAAAUGGAGCAACAAGGUUUCCCCACUGAACCUGGUUGGUUUUGUACAUUUUAUUUCAUCUUCUGUGUUAAGAUUCCUGAAUCCUCACUGUCAGAGGAGAAGCAGUGUCUUGCACAUGUUCUUUGUUCUUGUCAUUGGUGUCUUUAUGGAUAUUACCGCACCCUAACACACUCAAAGUGGAGUCUUUGUACAAAGGGGUAGGAUGUAUAACUCCAGGAGAAAAGGUGUCGAGGGAAGUCAAAGCAUGAGUGUUUUUGUGCUGUUUAGAUUGUACCUUUAUAAUGGUUUGUGGUUUUGUUGAAUUGACUUUGUUUGGCUGUGUAUUUCUACCUGUUAGAAAUGUGUUAAAUGUAAAAAUAUAUAUUUUUUAUACAACCAUCAUUUACACAUCUGGCAAUAAGUAAAAAUAUUUUGAAUAAUUUAAUGUUUGCAGUUCCACACACUCCCACAUACAGUUUGUUGAAUGGUUCUCAGAUAUCUCUAAGAACUGGAUAGUGCUCUUAUAAAGUCUGCUUUGACCCGGGUGUUUAUUUAGAAUGCUGUGGUUUCCAUGACACGUGCCAAAGGGACUGACUUUGGCUUGAUUUACUUUAUUAAAAUAUGAACAUUUGAUAUAAUUGUCAUAAAUGUGUAAAUGAAAUAUGUGGUCAAUAAAUGACUAAAAUAUGA
This is a messenger RNA of Hypomesus transpacificus, 3295 nucleotides long. RefSeq names its product lysine (K)-specific demethylase 2Ba (gene kdm2ba). Lineage: Eukaryota; Metazoa; Chordata; Actinopteri; Osmeriformes; Osmeridae. Gene Ontology annotation, biological process: protein demethylation; regulation of transcription by RNA polymerase II. The transcript is spliced from 10 exons. Gene Ontology annotation, molecular function: transcription coregulator activity; zinc ion binding; DNA binding. Bases 646 to 2562 code for a protein of 638 amino acids. The record is from RefSeq and is a predicted model, not a curated record.